This is a messenger RNA of Branchiostoma belcheri (Belcher's lancelet), 6265 nucleotides long. RefSeq names its product pecanex-like protein 1. Lineage: Eukaryota; Metazoa; Chordata; Leptocardii; Amphioxiformes; Branchiostomatidae. The record is from RefSeq and is a predicted model, not a curated record. Gene Ontology annotation, cellular component: membrane. The transcript is spliced from 28 exons. The coding region runs from base 89 to 4315 and encodes 1408 amino acids.
CCGGCGCACCGCCACCCGCCGCGAGCGGCACAAGGCCAUCCGCCGGCGCGAGACCACGCCGCCCUCCACGCUGCUGACGUCCCUGAACAUGGCGGAGAACACGCACCUCGCCAUGUCACACGAGGACACCACCAAGGGCGCCGUGCACUGCUUCCAGGACGAGUUCGGAAACUGGCUGACGUACACGUUUGAUGACAACAGUGCAGGUGUGGCUGUGCCGGCCAUCCAGGCCAUUCCUGAUCCACUGGUGGAAGUGCUGAAUGACCAAUGGGAGACCGGUUCUUCCAGCUCCUCCUCCACUGUCGUCAUCGACAACAAGUCCGAGUCCCACCUGCUGGAUAUUCCCGACAUCCCCGGGUCUGUUGCCAGGCAACAUAGGAACCGACACCUGCUGUACACAGACAGUAUCACAGAGAGAAAUCAGGACGAUGACAACAACUCGACUCCUGACUCCGAGGGUAUCAGGAACAUCAUCUGCAUGGAGGAGAAGCCCCCGCCCAAGAAGGUGAAGUACAACUACAGGUUCCCGCUCUUCCCCUGGAAAACCAUCAAAGUCACGUACGACAGGCUGGCACUGUUGGCACUUCUAGACAGAAACCGUACCAUACUAGAGAACAUCGCGGCUGUGUUCCUCUCCAUGUUAGUGGGAGUUUUCGGCUCCCUGCUGCUCACGGCUAACUUCUUCCAGGACUUCUUCAUUUUCCUCUUCUGUGUGAUCAUCGCUUCCUGCCAGUACUCAUUACUUAAGAGUGUACAGCCAGACUCAGCAUCCCCUGUCCAUGGCCACAACAGGAUCAUAGCGUUCAGCCGGCCGGUGUACUUCUGCCUGUGCUGCUCCCUGGUACUGCUGUUAGACUACACCAGUAAGCAGGCCAGCUUCAGCGUGUACCACCUGUAUGGGCUGCCUCUCACAGACCCCGGCCUGCUCAGGUUUGCCAGGGAUCUCGUCAUGGUUCUGCUGCUGUGUUUCCCGCUGGUGUUCGUGCUGGGUCUCCUGCCGCAGUGCAACACGUUUGCCAUGUACCUGCUCGAGCAGGUGGAGACGCACAUCUUCGGCGGCCACACGACCACCAGCCUCACCGCAGCCUUCUCCAGCGUCUGCAGGAGCCUCGUGUCUGUAGGCCUCGUCUACGGGUUCUGCUUCGGCGCUCUGAGGGACACGGUUCUGUCCUCCCAACAUGUGCUGUUCUCCGUGUUCUGUGGACUGCUUGUUGCCAUGGCAUAUCACCUGAGCAGAUGUACCUCCGACCUGUCCGUCCUCUGGCAGGUGUUGAGUCGCUGGCUGUUUGCGGAGGAGGAGAAGUCAGAUGAUGAUGAGAGGUCGGACGUGGUGGACCCGCUGCCGGAGAAGCUGCGCCAGUCCGUCGCCUCCCGCCUCAAGUCUGACGCCAUCGUCUGCUCCGUCAUCGCCAUGCUGGUGUUCGCCAUCCACGUCAGCACCGUGUUUACUGUGCUACAGCCCUCGGUGACAAACGUACUGCUGAUUGUAGCCGGUGCGGUGGGGGUGGUGACACACUACAUCAUGCCCCAGUUCAGGAAACAGCUGCCUUGGCUCUGCUUCGCACACCCGCUGCUCAAGACUCACGAGUACCACCAGUUUGAAGUGCGAGACUGUGCCCGUGUGAUGUGGUUUGAGAAGUUGUACGUGUGGCUGAGGUUUGUGGAGAGGAACGUCGUCUACCCGCUCCUGUUCCUCUCCACACUCACCAAGGACGCGCCCGUCCUCGUCAGGAACUUUGGGCCGUACCUGGGGUCGGCCGUGGUGAGCCUGUGUGGACUAAAGCUGCUGAGAGGGUCCUUCUCCAACACCCUCCACCAACACGUCAUCCUCAUCUUCACAUACUUCUUCUUCCACUACGACUUCCCACACGCCUCCGAAACCUUCCUCAUCGACUUCUACUGCAUGUCCAUUCUCUUCAGUAAGCUGUAUGACUUCCUGUUGAAGCUGAGGUUUGUGCUGACGUACAUCGCCCCCUGGCAGAUUACAUGGGGAAGUGCAUUCCACGCAUUCGCACAGCCUUUCUCUGUACCACAUUCCGCCAUGUUGUUUGUGCAAGCCGCGGUGUCUGCGUUCUUCCAGGCGCCGCUCAACCCUUUCCUCGGCAGUGCAAUAUUCAUCACCUCCUACGCCAGGCCAACCAAGUUCUGGGAGAGGGACUACAAUACAAAAAGAGUGGACCAUUCCAACACAAGACUUUCCACCCAUCUAGAGAGAAACCCAGGAUCAGACGACAACAACCUGAACUCCAUCUUCUACGAGCACCUGACGCGGUCGCUGCAGCACUCUCUCUGCGGAGACCUGAUCCUGGGGCGCUGGGGGAACGUGGCGGCCGGCGACUGCUUCGUGCUGGCGUCGGACUACCUGAACUGCCUGGUGCACGUCAUCGAGAUGGGCAACGGCCUCGCUACCUUCCAGAUGAGGGGACUCGAGUUCAGGGGUACGUACUGCCAGCAGAGAGAGGUGGAGGCCAUCACAGAGGGGGUGGAUGAGGAUGAAGGUUGUUGCUGCUGUGAGCCUGGGCACCUGCCCCACAUGCUGUCAGGGAACGCUGCCUUUAACCAGCGCUGGCUGGCCUGGGAAGUCACGGCUGUGAAGUAUGUCCUGGAGGGUUACUCCAUCUCAGACAACUCCGCAGCCUCCAUGCUGCAGGUCUUCGAUCUCAGGAAGAUCCUCAUCAGCUACUACAUCAAGAGCAUCAUCUACUACGUGGUUCGCUCCCCGAAGCUGGAGACGUGGGUGAACAACUCGGACAUACAGGAGGCGCUCAAGAUCUGCCUGGACAAAACGUACGCCGACGUGGACCCGACCUUCAACCACAACAUCGACGACGACUACGACCUCCGGCUGAAUGGGAUCUCUCGCCACUCCUUCUGCAACACGUAUCUGCUGUGGAUACAGCACUGUGCAGGCCGUCGUGAGCAGGCGGUGGACAGCAGCAGGGAGUCAGCGCUGGUCACGCUGUGCUUCGGGCUGUGUGUGCUGGGCAGGAGGGCGCUGGGCACAGCAUCGCACCACAUGUCAUCUAGCUUGGAGUCGUUCCUGUACGGCCUCCAUGCUCUUUUCAAGGGAGAUUUCCGCAUCACGUCCCCGAAGGACGAGUGGGUUUUCUGUGACAUGGAGAUGCUGAGGAGGUGUGUGGCACCCGGCGUCAGGAUGUCACUCAAACUACAUCAGGACCACUUCACGUCCCCAGAUGAGUAUGAUGACCACCGUGUCCUGUAUGACGCCAUCACGGCUCACGAGGAGAACCUGGUCAUCUCACACGAGGGAGAUCCCGCCUGGAGAAACGCCGUCCUCACAAACGUGCAGUCUCUACUCGCACUCAGGCAUGUACUUGAUGAUGGGUCUGACGAGUACAAGAUCAUCAUGCUGAACAAGAGAUACCUGAGCUUCAGAGUCAUCAAGGUAAACCGAGAGUGCGUGCGGGGCCUGUGGGCAGGCCAACAGCAGGAGCUGGUCUUCCUGCGCAACCGCAACCCCGAGCGCGGGUCCAUCCAGAACGCCAAGCAGGCGCUGCGAAACAUGAUCAACUCGUCGUGCGACCAGCCCAUCGGCUACCCCAUCUACGUGUCGCCCCUCACAACCUCCUACUCCAACACCAACGAGCAGCUCAACAGCAUCGUGGGCGGCGAGCUGAGUCUGGAGGCCAUCAAGUCAUCCAUCAUCAAAACAUGGAGAAGGUUACGGAAGACCUGUGGAGCAGGGUGUAACAGUGGGGGGACCGGUGUACAGGACAACAACGACAACACCAACUGUGGGCAGCAGCAGAACACAACGUCAGGCUCCACACCUGCACCACCAACUACAACCACAAGCACAGGUGGGCACUUCCACCGGCACAGUUCGGGCAGUUCUAACCGCGUGACCGCCGGCACGACGGAGAGCCAGGCGCCGCCCGCCAGCCGUCUGAGCGUGAGCUCCACCUCCGCCUCCACACUCACCAGCCCCGCCAACAAGCAGACGGCCACGCCCAUAGCAACUAUCACCGGCUUCAUCGGGGACCACGGCAGCAAGGAGGCCCUCAUGCAGAGGGUGCAGAUCAUCGACGUAGGCCAGGUGUACGACACGGUGAAUGUGGGCCGGCGGCUGCAGUGGCCGGAGGAGUCCAUGCGUCAGCGGGGGGGUAAGAGCGUGUGGCGGGACUGGAGCCCGCGGGAGGGCAUGGAGGGCACGGUCGUGCACCGCUGGCUGCCCUGCCACCGCGACGCCGCGCGCCGCUCGCACGUCGACAAACCCAUCCUGCUCGUCAGCAUCGAGGACAACUUUGUGCCGAUCGCCGAGUCCGGGGUGUUGGAUCUGGGCGCGGAGGUAUAGCCACGGGGAACUGGCCGUACUAAUCUCCAAGCAGAUCUUUCGGUGGCCACAAAGGACAGUAUUAAAUUGGCCAUGCAGUAUCCAUUGGCCACCCCAGAUCUGCACAGGGACUCAGGGAGGAGCACGUCUUUUCAAAAAUGGUGUUGCUGCCCCUCCUUGUACCCCUAUCAACAGCAAUUAAAGUUUUUACAAGUGGUUUAUAGCUUGAAUCUGGGACAAAUUUGAGUGGGAGUUCACGCACCUUACUGAACCAGAUAAUGCUGUAUUCUGGUGGCUAAUGGACACUCCUCUGGCCAAUGGAUACUACCUUGGCCACCGUAUGAUCUGCUUGGAGAUUAGACUGUGCCACAUCACAUCAGCUGCUGAGCAAUUCCACAACAUGUCAGGACUCUCACGGCACAAACUUCACAAUCAAGGAGGGAAAAUCAGUUACAAAUGUACGCCAUUUGUCACAGGUACAGAUCGCGACCCAUCGUGAAAGAAAUGGCAAACAUUUCCAACAACUGUGGAUUUCUACCACGUCCUCUUCAGAGAUCACAAGUGGAAUAGGUUCUUAUUGAUGCAUUUGAUGACUGGUGUACAUAUCAAGGACUAUCAGGCAAUUAUGUGAAAUAACCUAAAUAUGUUGUGUGUACAUGUAUGUUUCCAACAAGAAAUUGUUGCUCACUGUAGAGACAUUGAUAAUUUGUUAUAGAUUCAGAAAAUGAUCAGGUGUGUUAGACAAGAUUUCUUCAUGUAGAUUAGAACGAUUAGGUACAUUGAUGGGAACUGUGGCCUAUCCUGCUGGAUCAAUCAAGUCUAGACUAUACUAGUAAUUGUAAAGGCUGAGCACGUUGGCAGAAUAUACAUGUACUGCGCCUGUGCGAAACCCAGAUCUUUAACAGUUUUCACUGGAUUGCAAAUCUGUUUGGUCAAUGUUGCAUCAGAAUUUUGCUCAUUGCAGACUGUAUCUUUUCCGACACAGCAUUUCAAAACUAUAUGACGUAAUGUCAUCCUUAAAUAUAUGCGAAUAUGACCUUAAAAGAGAUGUUCUGCUGAAGUGACAUGCACAAUACAUUACACCUUUUGCACAGGCGCAGUACGUUCUGCUGAAAUGCUCAAAGGCUGAAACUGGCAGGGCUUCUUCAUUAUGUAAGGGUGUGCUCUAAACAAGUUAGGCACACACUAUUGUUACCUGUGAUCAAGCAACUGUAGGGGGUUCAUGAUAAGAGUAUACUGUACACAAGAAGUGAUGGAAUAAGUACAGGGAAGCUGUGGUCCAUGAUGGAGGUUUUCUACAGAAGACCUUCAUGAGACCAGAAGCCACCAGAUACAUGCGUGGGAUUUUCAUGGCUUUAGACAAGUGUCUUAUGGGGUUAAACUACAGGACAACCGAGAACUGUGAGUGUACUUGUAGUUGUAACAGGGUUGGAGUACUAAACACCAGAACAGCAUGGGGAAUAUCAUUACCAGUUAGGAAGAUGCAAACAUGUUAGAGAAUACCUGUUGCACUAUAAUUACAUUGAGAUGACGUCAUUGAGAAUGUAUGAGAGCACAAUACGCUGACACUGUGGUCAGCCUAGAGCCGAGCAGAGCAACGAACUAUGGUGAUUCCAGUAGGCUCUGCAGAAAUCUGUAGAAACUGUACAAAAAAUUAUAAUUUAUAAAUAUCUAUAUAUAUAUAGAUUUUGUUCUUUUGUAUGAUGUACAUAAAAGGCAGGACGUGUGAGUUCUGCAGACGUGUAUUGCUGUACAAAAAGGGCUGAGGCCCACUCAGUGGUGUACAGAUUCCCAGGGGUGGUGUGUUGCACGUUUUUGGCGACGCCUCAGGGCCGGAGCCAUCUAUUGCUAUCUUUGUAUCUUUGCCAUGUGAGCAGCACUCAAGGGCAGGCAGGCGAUAAUUAUGAUAUAUCUUUCUGCUUAGUGUAGCAGUAGUGUAACACGAUUGGAUUGCUCUUGGGUGGAGCGUGU